UCAAGAGCUACAAAACCCUCAUUUCUUCUCCUUCAUUCUUCAAAUCCAUAUCUGAUUUUCACCCUUUCCCCAACAUCAGUGAUCUGCUUCGCACCUACCUUGUUUUUGCUGUAAACGAUUAUCACAGGAUAAAAUGGCUAAAACAGUAAGCCCAAAUUCUGUAUCAGUUAUUCUAGCAAAUCCAUGCCCAGAUUCUUCCUCCGAUUUCCCGGAAAUCGUUGUACAAGUCCUUGAUCUCAAGGCCACCGGCAACAAAUACAUGUUUAUGGCGAGUGAUGGCAAAAUGAAGGUGAGGGCUUUGUUGCAGUCAACUCUAGCGUCUGAAGUGACAUCUGGGAAGAUCCAGAAUUUGGGGCUCAUUCGUGUUCUUGACUACACUCUCAAUGAUAUCCCAACAAAGAACGAAAAGUUCUUGAUUGUGUCCAAGUGUGAUGCUGUGUCGCCUGCGCUUGAGGCUGAGUAUAAGGACGAGGUGAAGGUUGAGGGUAGUGGGACUGAUUUGAAACCGAACCAGGUAAUGGAUGUUGAUGUGAAAACUGAAUAUGCUGGUAUUGCGUUGAAACCAAAACAGGAAGUUAUGGCUAAAUCUGCUGCUCAAAUUGUUCCUGAUCAGCGUGGGAAUAUGGCGCCAGCUGCACGAAUGUCAAUGACACGUCGAGUCCAUCCACUUGCUUCUUUGAAUCCUUAUCAAGGAAAUUGGACCAUUAAAGUCCGGGUUACAGGGAAGGGAAACAUGCGGACUUACAGGAAUGCUAGGGGAGAAGGCUGCGUAUUCAACGUAGAGUUGACAGAUGAAGAUGGCACUCAAAUACAAGCAACGAUGUUUAAUGAUGCUGCAAAGAAAUUCUUUGAUACGUUUCAGAUGGGGAAGGUUUACUUCAUAUCGAAGGGAACCUUGAAGUUAGCAAACAAGCAAUUCAAAACUGUAGAAAAUGAUUAUGAGAUGACGUUAAAUGAAAAUUCGGAAGUGGAGGAAGACAACAAUGAGGCAACCUUUCUUCCUGAAACAAAAUUCAGUUUUACCCCAAUUGAUGAGUUAGGUCCAUAUGUCAAUGGAAGGGAGCUAGUUGAUGUUAUUGGCGUGGUUCAGAGUGUGUCUCCUACAGUGAGUAUUAGAAGGAAGAGCAACAAUGAGACUAUCCCAAAGCGUGAUAUAGUCAUUGCUGAUGAGACUAAGAAAACUGUGGUGGUGUCUCUGUGGAACGAUCUUGCCACGAGCUUUGGGCAAGAACUUCUUGAUAUGGCUAAUAAAUCUCCUGUAGUCGCUAUGAAAUCUCUUAAAGUUGGUGAAUUUCAAGGUGUAUCAUUAUCAGCACUGAGUAAAAGCAUUAUGGUAGUCGACCCUGACAUGCCAGAGGCCAAAAAGUUGAGAUUUUGGUAUGAUUCUGAAGGCAAAGAUACUUCUUUGGCUGCUAUUGGGCAAAGCCCGUCCAACAGAAAUGGAGCUCGUUCCAUGUACUCUGACAGAGUUUCCUUAUCUCAUAUCACCAGUAACCCUUCCUUGGGAGAGGACAAGCCUGCAUACUUCUCCAUCAAAGCAUACAUCAGUGCCAUCAAACCCGAUCAAGCAAUGUGGUACCGUGCUUGCAAGACAUGCAGCAAGAAGGUUACUGAAGCUGUAGGGUCCGGCUAUUGGUGCGAAGGGUGCCAGAAGAAUGAAGAUGUCUGCAGUUUGAGAUACAUAAUGGCAGUAAAGGUCUCUGAUGCAAGUGGUGAAGCGUUUAUCUCAGUUUUCAAUGAUCAAGCGGAUAAAAUGAUUGGAUGCACGGCUGAUGAACUAAACGAGAUAAAACUUCAUGAUGGAGAAGCUAGUUAUCAAAAGAAAUUAAAGGAGGCAACAUGGGUUCCUCACCUUUUCCGCGUCAGUGUCACUACGAAUGAGUACAACAAUGAGAAGAGACAGAGGAUAACAGCCAGGGCUGUUGCUCCAAUUGAUUAUGCAACUGAAUCCAAGUAUCUGGUUGAAGAUAUGACAAAGAUCAAACUAUCUAAGAAUCUGCUUAAUUGAUGCCUGCCUGCCUUUGAGCUUGUUUUUUUAUUUAUCAAGGCUUGAUAUGGUUAGGAAUUAUUGUAAUAUAAUACUAAUAUUGGUAUGAUCAGCAGAGUUUUGUCUUGAUCAGCAAAGCUCAGUUUUGAAGUAUCUUCA
Salvia splendens (bonfire salvia) is the source of this 2146-nucleotide messenger RNA. Its product is annotated as replication protein A 70 kDa DNA-binding subunit B. The coding region runs from base 134 to 2008 and encodes 624 amino acids. Gene Ontology annotation, biological process: DNA recombination; DNA repair; DNA replication. Gene Ontology annotation, molecular function: DNA binding. The transcript is spliced from 12 exons. Gene Ontology annotation, cellular component: nucleus. NCBI's taxonomy places the organism in Eukaryota, Viridiplantae, Streptophyta, Magnoliopsida, Lamiales, Lamiaceae. The record is from RefSeq and is a predicted model, not a curated record.